Molecule: messenger RNA, 1104 nt
Organism: Sciurus carolinensis (gray squirrel)
Lineage: Eukaryota; Metazoa; Chordata; Mammalia; Rodentia; Sciuridae
Gene: Mogat1
Product: monoacylglycerol O-acyltransferase 1
Exons: 6
Coding region: 96-1103 (335 amino acids)
Biological process (GO): diacylglycerol biosynthetic process; triglyceride biosynthetic process
Cellular component (GO): endoplasmic reticulum membrane
Molecular function (GO): diacylglycerol O-acyltransferase activity
Source: RefSeq, a predicted model, not a curated record
GCCCCGUGCGAGGCCAGAUCCCACCCCACACUUCCCGCCGGCGCCGGUGAGGUACCAGUGGCAGCGACAGGCGCGGUCCUCGCGGGAGAGGGAGCAUGAAGAUCGAGUUUGCGCCGCUCAACAUCCCGCUGGCGCGGCGCCUGCAGACCGCGGCGGCGCUGCAGUGGGUGGUCAGCUUCCUGCUGCUGGCUCAGAUGUGUGUUGGAAUCUUCGUGCUACUGAUCGUAUACAACUACUGGUUUCUUUACAUCCCUUAUUUGACAUGGCUUUUCUUUGACUGGCGGACUCCAGAGCAAGGAGGCAGGAGAUCCAACUGGGUCAGUAACUGGCCUGUUUGGAGGUACUUUAAGGACUAUUUUCCAAUUCAUCUCAGGAAAACUUGGGAUUUGGAUCCCAGUCACAACUACAUAUUUGGGUUUCACCCCCAUGGAAUACUUGUGACUGGAGCCUUUGGAAAUUUUUGUGCCAACUACUCGGACUUCAAGGAGCUGUUUCCCGGCCUCACUGUGUAUGUUCACGUGCUCCCGUGCUGGUUCCGCUGUCCUCUCUUCCGAGAAUAUCUGAUGAGUAGCGGGGCUGUUUCGGUGUCUAAGGAAAGUCUCUCCUAUGUAUUGAGCCAGGAGGGAGGUGGAAACAUUUCAGUCAUUGUCCUUGGGGGUGCCCGAGAAUCACUGGAGGCCCAUCCAGGAAAAUUGACUUUGUUCAUCCGCCCAAGGAAAGGAUUUAUUAAAAUCGCUUUGACUCAUGGGGCCCAUUUGGUCCCAGUAUUUUCUUUUGGUGAAAAUGAUCUGUUUAAACAAAUUAACAACCCUGAAGGUUCAUGGCUUCGAACUGUUCAAGAGAAACUGCAGAAGAUCAUGGGGUUUGCUUUGCCACUCUUUUAUGCCAGAGGGAUUUUCCAGUACAGUUUUGGUCUACUACCCUAUAGGAAACCUAUCCACACUGUUGUUGGUCGCCCCAUUCCCGUUCAUCAGAAUCUGCACCCAACCCCGGAGCAGAUUGAAGAGCUGCAUCAGACCUAUAUGGAGGAACUAAGGAAAUUAUUUGAGGAGCACAAAGGGAAGUACGGAAUUCCAGAGCACGAAACUCUCAUUUUUAAAUGAU